Onychomys torridus (southern grasshopper mouse) is the source of this 23505-nucleotide messenger RNA. It is a transcript of the gene Macf1, whose product is annotated as microtubule actin crosslinking factor 1. The transcript is spliced from 97 exons. Gene Ontology annotation, cellular component: microtubule; cytoplasm; keratin filament. The record is from RefSeq and is a predicted model, not a curated record. Gene Ontology annotation, molecular function: cadherin binding; calcium ion binding; microtubule binding. Gene Ontology annotation, biological process: wound healing; regulation of focal adhesion assembly; intermediate filament bundle assembly. NCBI's taxonomy places the organism in Eukaryota, Metazoa, Chordata, Mammalia, Rodentia, Cricetidae. Bases 117 to 23075 code for a protein of 7652 amino acids.
GCAGAGUGCUGGUUUUUUGAAUGUUCAUUGAAUCCGAUGAAGCCGACAUUGGAAUUUCUCUGGGCUCCAAGGACUGAUUUAACUGCGUUUUUUUCUGAGAUUGGGAGAGGAAAGAAAUGGGAAAUUCACUGGGCUGUGUUAAGGAGCCGAAAGAAUCCAUAGCUGUUCCUGAGAAGGCUCCCAUAUCUCCUAAGAAGAGGGUUCGGUUCAAAAGGAAGUGGAGAGGGAAGAAAACCCCUACUCUAGAAGCAUCUCCCAAGGAGGACCCUUUGGAAGCCACUGGAGUCAUUGAAGAGACCGAAACCCUAACCAAGUUAACAGCGAGUCUCCCAAAGGAGCACGCAGUAGGAGGGGCCAAGCACCCCCCAUUAGACACUGUGCUGCCUGGAGACUCAGCUCCCAACUCAGGGGUGGGUGAUCAAGGGAUGAUUGUGCAGGUAAAGGAGAGAUUCCAAGCAGAGAUCCAAACUGCUCACCUUUUGUUGGAGAAUGAGUCAUCAGUUGCUGGAGGGGUCUGGGAUUCCCUGGAAAAGGGUAUGACAGUCAUUGCUCACCUGCUUGAUAACCCAGCGGAAAGAAACUGUGAGAAAUCUGUGAGCCAACUGGUGGAGUUUCCGAGGACAGCAUCCUGCAGCAGCAGGGCUGUGCUACUGCCUUUGCAAGGAGAGACUGCAGUGGAGCAGGGAGGCACACUGCUUGGAUUUUGGAGCAGCACUUUGCCUGGGACAGACUACUCCUCUGACACAGGAGAUGGUGACCAACUUUUAAAGGGCUGGAGUGUGAGGGGAAGAACCAAGAAUGUUCUGAGUGCCCCUCCCACAGAGUCUUGGAUUGCUAAGUGCUCUGUUGCUUCAUCAAUACUAAAACAGUCAGGAGACCCUAUUUGCAUUGAACCUACCCGCGUGGGUCAAGUGUCCCACAGGGGUCCCAUAAUGCCUGCUUCCCAGAGUGAUUUAUCUGUCAGUGGCAUCGCUGUGAGCAUUUUGCCAUCUUCCUCUGGCUAUGGCAGUGAUGGGCUGCAUCUACAUGGGAUCCGGCCUGAAGAUACAGAACCUGAAAAGACCUCCACACCCUUCUCAGAAGAGGAUGGUACCCUGUCAUUGGAGAUCUCUGACAUCUACAUUAGUGGGGAGUCAGGGGAUAUGUCUGCCAAGGAGAAACUACUCUUGUGGACUCAGAAAGUCACGGCUGGUUACACAGGGAUCAAAUGCACCAACUUUUCUUCCUGCUGGAGUGAUGGGAAAAUGUUCAAUGCGUUGAUACACAGGUACAGACCCGAUCUGGUGGAUAUGGAGAGAGUGCACAUCCAGAGUAACCGGGAAAAUCUGGAGCAGGCUUUUGAAGUAGCUGAGAGACUCGGGGUCACGCGAUUGCUGGAUGCAGAAGAUGUGGAUGUACCAUCUCCAGAUGAAAAGUCUGUAAUCACUUAUGUGUCUUCAAUAUAUGAUGCCUUCCCCAAAGUCCCUGAGGGUGGCGAAGGGAUCAGUGCUACGGAAGUGGACUCCAGGUGGCAAGAAUACCAAAGCCGAGUGGACUCACUCAUUCCCUGGAUCAGACAGCAUACAAUCUUGAUGUCAGAUAAAUCUUUCCCCCAGAACCCUGUUGAAUUAAAGGCACUUUAUAACCAAUAUAUACACUUCAAAGAAACAGAAAUUGUUGCCAAGGAGAGAGAGAAAGGAAGAAUCAAAGAGUUAUAUAAGUUGUUAGAGGUGUGGAUUGAAUUUGGCAGAAUUAAACUGCCCCACGGCUGCCACCCUAACCAUGUCGAAGAGGAGUGGGGGAAGCUCAUCGUGGAAAUGCUAGAGCGAGAGAAGUCCCUACGGCCAGCUGUGGAGAGGCUGGAAUUGCUGCUGCAGAUUGCAAACAAAAUACAGAAUGGUGCUUUGAACUGUGAAGAAAAACUGACACUAGCUAAGAAUACACUGCAGGCUGAUGCUGCACACCUGGAAUCAGGACAGCCAGUCCAGUGUGAGUCAGAUGUCAUCAUGUACAUUCAAGAGUGCGAAGGUCUCAUCAGGCAGCUGCAGGUGGAUCUCCAGAUCCUACGGGAUGAGAAUUACUACCAGCUAGAGGAGCUGGCCUUUAGGGUCAUGCGUCUGCAGGAUGAGCUGGUCACCCUGCGCUUGGAGUGUACAAAUCUAUACCGGAAAGGCCAUUUUACUUCACUUGAGUUGGUCCCACCCUCUACUUUAACCACUACUCACCUGAAAGCAGAACCCAUGAACAAGACAACUCAUUCUUCUUCUACCUCCUGGUUUCGAAAACCUAUGACCCGGACUGAACUUGUAUCUGUCUCCUCCUCUGAAGACGAAGGCAGUCUCCGAUUUGUAUAUGAACUACUUUCUUGGGUGGAAGAGAUGCAGAUGGAACUGGAACGAGCAGAGUGGGGUAGUGACCUGCCUAGUGUGGCGCUGCAGCUGGAGAUGCAGCAGCACACCCACGCCAGUGUGGAAGAACUGGGCUCAAGCGUCAAAGACGCCAGGUUGUAUGAGGGAAAGAUGUCCCAGAAUUUUCAUACCAGCUAUGUUGAAACUCUUGGAAAAUUGGAGACACAGUACUGUAAAUUGAAGGAGACUUCUAGCUUCCGAAUGAGACACCUUCAGAGUUUGCACAAAUUUGUCUCCAGAGCUACAGCUGAACUGAUCUGGUUGAAUGGGAAGGAGGAAGAAGAACUAGCAUGUGAUUGGAGUGACAGUAACCCCAACAUCUCGGCCAAGAAGACCUAUUUCUCUGAGUUGACAAUGGAACUGGAAGGGAAACAAGAUGUAUUUCGUUCUCUGCAAGAUACAGCAGAACAGUUAUCACUUGAGAACCACCCAGCUAAGCAAACAGUGGAGGCGUAUAGUGCUGCUGUCCAGUCACAAUUGCAGUGGAUGAAGCAGCUGUGCUUAUGUGUUGAACAACAUGUGAAAGAGAAUGCAGCUUACUUUCAGUUCUUCAGCGAUGCUCGAGACCUGGAGUCAUUCCUGAGAAACCUUCAAGACUCCAUCAAACGAAAAUAUACCUGCGACCACAGCACCAGUCUGUCCCGCCUUGAGGAUCUGCUCCAGGACUCCAUGGCACAGGAUGAAAAGGAACAGCUUAUACAGUCCAAGAGUUCUGUUGCCAGUCUUGUUGGGAGAUCAAAAACCAUUGUCCAGCUGAAACCACGCAGUCCAGACCAUGUGCUGAAAAGCACUAUCUCUGUGAAGGCCAUCUGUGACUACCGGCAGAUUGAGAUCACUAUUUGCAAAAAUGAUGAAUGUGUGCUGGAAGAUAAUUCUCAGCGGACCAAAUGGAAGGUGAUCAGCCCUACAGGGAAUGAGGCAAUGGUGCCAUCAGUCUGCUUCCUCAUUCCCCCACCCAAUAAGGAUGCCAUUGAGAUGGCCAGCAGGGUAGAGCAGUCUUACCAGAAGGUGAUGGCCCUUUGGCACCAGCUGCAUGUUAACACCAAAAGCCUUAUCUCCUGGAACUAUUUGCGGAAGGACCUUGACCUUGUACAGACCUGGAACUUAGAAAAGCUUCGUUCCUUACCCCCAGGAGAGUACCACCAGGCUAUGAAGAACCUCCAGGCCCACUAUGAAGACUUUCUACAGGACAGUCAUGACUCUACCCUCUUCUCAGUGGCUGACCGCUUGCGACUGGAGGAGGAGAUGGAGGCUUGCAAAGCCCACUUCCAGCACCUGGUGAAAUCAAUGGAGAAUGAGGACAAAGAAGAGACUGUAGCCAAGGUGUACAUCUCAGAGCUGAAGAAUAUCCAACUACGCCUGGAGGAGUGUGAACAGAGACUGCUCAAACAGAUUCAGUCUCCAGCCAGCUCUAAGACUGAUAGAGAUGCCAGGCAGGACAUUGCAUUAAGGAUUGCAGAGCAGGAGCACACUCAGGAGGAUUUACAGCAUCUGAGCUCUGACUUGGAUGCUAUUUCCGGGAAAUGCAACAUCUUUCUUCAGCAGUCUCCAUCAGGCUCAAGUGCUGCCACUCUGCGCUCAGAGCUGAGCCUAAUAGUAGAAAAGAUGGGCCACAUCUAUGGUCUGUCUACUGUCUAUCUGAAUAAAUUAAAGACAAUUGAUGUGAUAGUACGUAGCAUACAGGAUGCUGAGCUCUUGGUCAAAGGUUAUGAGAUGAAGCUGAGUCAAGAAGAAGCUGUGCCAGCUGACCUCUCAGCUCUGGAGUCCCAUCAGGCCACGCUGCAGCACUGGCUUAAUGAUGUGAAGGACAAGAAUUCAGUGUUCUCAGUCCUGGGUGAGGAAAUCACUAAGGCCAAGGAAGUGGCAGAGCAACUUCAUCGCCCAACACCAGAGCAAAACUUGGAUUUGGAGCGUUAUCAGGAGAAGGGUUCUCAGCUUCAGGAGCGCUGGCACCGCGUCAUUGCCCAGCUGGAAACCCGCCAAUCUGAGGUAGAAAGUAUCCAGGAAGUUCUGAGAGAUUACCGAGCCUGCCAUGGAAGUCUUAUCAAGUGGAUUGAGGAAACCACUGCACAGCAAGAGAUGAUGAAGCCAGGCCAGGCAGAGGAUAGCAGAGUGCUGUCAGAGCAGCUCAGUCAGCAGACGGACCUAUUUGCAGAAAUCGAGAGAAACCAGACAAAACUGGACCAAUGUCAAAAAUUGUCCCAGCAAUAUUCCACUAUUGUGAAGGACUAUGAGUUGCAGCUGAUGACGUAUAAGGCCUUCGUGGAAUCGCAGCAGAAAUCCCCUGGCAAGCGCCGCCGAAUGUUUUCCUCUUCAGAUGCCAUCACACAGGAGUUCAUGGACUUGAGGACUCGAUAUACAGCUUUGGUGACAUUAACGACUCAGCAUGUAAAAUAUAUCAGCGAUGCUCUCCGGCGGUUGGAGGAGGAAGAGAAAGCGGUAGAAGAGGAGAAGCAGGAGCAUGUGGAGAAGGUUAAAGAGCUCUUGGGCUGGGUGUCUACCCUGGCAAGAAACACACAAGGAACAGCUACCUCACCCCACACCGGUGUGUCCACGGACAUUGAAAAGGCCAUUUUGGAGCAGCAGGUUCUGGCAGAAGAGCUGACAGCCAGGAAAGAACAAGUUUCUGAAGCCGUUAAAACUUCACAGAUCUUCUUGGCCAAGCAAGGUCAUAAGCUCUCAGAAAAAGAUAAGGAACAGAUCUCUGAGCAGUUGAGUGCCCUGAACAAGGCUUACCACGACCUUUGUGAUGGUUCUGCAAACCAACUCCAGCAGCUCCAAAGCGAGUUGGCUCAGCAGACAGAACAAAAGGGUUACAGAGCAGUUGCUGGGGUGAUUGACCUAGGCACAGUGGAGAUAUUUCCCAUCUUCAGAGCCAUGCAAAAGGGCCUCAUUGACCAAGACACAGGCCUUGUGCUCCUGGAAUCCCAGGUUAUCAUGUCUGGCCUCAUUGCCCCUGAGAAGAGUGAAAAACUCUCUUUGGAAGAGGGUCUCGCCAGAAACCUCAUUAACCUUCCAAUAUACCAUCAGCUCCUGGAGCUACAGGAUUCUCUGUCUUUAAUAAGCAGACUUAUGGAGACCCAAGGCCCCCUUUCUGUGGUGGAAGCCAUGGAAAAGAAAAGAAUCAGUGAAAGACUUGGACUGAAAGUCUUAGAAGCUCACCUGGCCACUGGAGGGUUCAGUCUCUCCCCCAGUGAGAACUGUGUCCAUCUGGAAGAAGCUUUUCAUCGAGGCUUCAUUUCCUCAGGGCUUAAUUCAGUAUUACAAUCUCACCUGAGAUCAUCCAAGAAUUUGAUAGACCCGAACACAGCUGAGAAAGUUGACUUGCUGGAACUGAUGCAGAGAUGUAUUAUUCAUCAAGAGUCAGGGCUGAAAUUGCUGCCUGUCAAGCAGUUGGCAGGGGGAAUGGUGAGCUUGAAAUCAGGUCGGAAGGUUAGCAUUUUCCGUGCUGUUCAGGAAGGGUUGAUAGACAGGCAGGUCACUGUCCGGCUGCUGGAAGCUCAGCUUUUUGCUGGUGGCAUAGUAGAUCCAAGAACAGGACACAGACUUACAGUGGAAGAGGCUGUGAGACAUAAUUUGAUUGACCAGGAUAUGGCCUGUGCUAUUCUCAUAAGACAGCUGCAGACAGGAGGCAUCAUUGACACUGUCACGGGGAACAGAAUGACUAUGGAUGAAGCAGUGAGCAAUAAUCUAGUAGCUGCUAAGACUGCCCUUGUCCUUCUGGAAUCCCUCUGGUCAUUCAUGGGGCUACUAUGGCCUGAAUCUGGUGAGAUCCUCCCAAUUACAGAUGCUCUAGAACAAGGUAUUGUGUCUACUGAAUUAGCACAUAAAAUCCUCAGUAAACGACAGCAAAUUGAGGCUCUUUUCCUACCAACAACUACAGAGAUCUGGUCCUGGAAGAAAGCAACAGAGAGUGGUAUCUUAGACAAAGAUCUUGCCAAUAACUUAAGAUCAACUUGUAUCCCUGAUGUGAUGCCUCAUAUACAGCUAGCAGACUCUGCAGAGCGAAGCAAAUUAGGUAUUGUUCCUGGUAUACCACCUCUGUCUUGCCAAAGAGAGAGAAUAGUAAGCCAUGGAGAGAAGCUGCUCUUUCAGCUGAUGACUCACAGCUAUAUUAAUGUACAAACCGGGCAGAGGCUGCUUCUGUUGGAUCAGGAGCUGUUGGAGAUGCUAACAUCCAGAGAUACAUACCAAACAGAUCUUCCAGAUGUAUUUGAAAUUCAGCAUCAAAGACUAGACAUUUCUGAGGAAUGGCAAGAACUGGAUAGUGGGAACAGCUCCCAAAUUUCCAGUGCUAAAUGUACUAGGAAGCCCUGUGAAUCCCAGUUUCCUUCUCAGGAGAAAGACUGUUCCAAUCAGGAAAACUGUACUGAAGCACAAGGCAAAAGGGCUGUUGUAGGAAUAGAAUGCCCUUCUGUGGAGAGCCUUGAAAGGGAUCCGUUUGUAGGAGAACAAAAAGCAGUUACUGCAAAUGUUGGCACAUUGAAGGUCAUAAAUAAAGUCAACUUAGAGCUACAAAGUCCACUGUUAGAUACUAGAAAGGAAGAACAAACAGAAAGGUUUAGCAUGGAAAAUAUAAGUGGAGACCCCCUUCUUGUGGAAUGUCCUGAGGAAUCUGAAGAUAUGCCCUUGGUGCUUGACAAAGACCUUCUUUCUACUGAGAAAUUAGAAUGGCAAGCUCCCACAAAGAUGUCCUUCACGCGUCAAAAAGAACAAGCAAAGACUGUCAGAACUGAAUAUAUUCCAAGUGAAACUGAAAUACCACUCAUAAAGUCCCAAAGCAAAAUGUCCCAAUUUCAGGUAGAGACUUCUCUAAGUUUGAAAUCAAAAUUUAAGUCAGAAAAUGAUAUGAAUAUUAAUUUUUUAGAGAGAGAGUUAAAUGCAGCAUCUUUGGCUAAGGAUAGCCACAAACAGGGCCAAAAAGGCCAGAGUGUUGCUGAUGGUCGUAUGGUGGGACUAGAAAAGACUGAUACAGAAGAUGAUGGUGGUGAGCCUUCCUGGUUAUGUAGCCAUACUUGCGAAUUGCUUGAAGACGCUACCCUCAGUACGUUAUCUGCACAGCUACUGGAUGGUGGUGUAUUUCAUGAAGAAACAGGUCAGAAACUCUUACUAAAUGAAGCAAUAGCCCAAGGCCUGGUGUCUAGCCAUACUGCUGUGAAACUUAUGGGAAAAUUGAACAUGUUUCGGGGCUUCUUUGACUCCCAGACCUGUGAGUCUUUGACAACUGAAGAAGUCAUUGAUGAAGGUCUGAUGGAUGAGAAAUUAUUACAUAAUGUCCUUAUGUCAGACAAAGCUAUAAGUGGUGUCUUAGACCCCAGAACCAACUCACUGUGUUCUGUGAAGCAGGCCGUGGCGGUUGGACUUCUUGACAAGGAGACAGCUACCAGGAUUUUAGAGGGGCAGGUGGUAACUGGUGGGAUUGUGGACCUGAAACGAGGCAAAAAGCUUUCAGUAACUUUGGCCUCAAACCUUGGUUUGGUAGACAAUGCUGACCAGACAGGACUUAUAAAUCUGGAAAAGGCUACCAAAGGCAGAGAUGCUGAAAAAGCAGUUAAGGAGAGAUUAAUUGGGUUACAAAUGGAAACAACAGGACUUACGGACCCUGACAGUAAAGCACCGUUAACAGUUUUGCAGUCCCUUGAUAGAGGUCUUCUGGAGAGAGGAGAAGCUGUUUCUCUGUUGGCUAAGCAAGUACUUGAUGGUGGUAUCAUUCAUCAUCUAUCUGGGUUGAGACUUUCUGUUGAUAAUGCCUUUAAACAUGGCUUAAUUGGUGAAGAUGUAGCCAGGCAGCUCAAAAAAGUUGAGCAUGUAAACCACCAUCAAUUUUUUCAUCCUCAAACAAAGAAAGCCCUUUCCUUCUCAGAAGCCAUAAAAUUAGAUCUUGUUUCUCCAGAAUUGAAAAGAGAAAUCCAAGAGAUUCAGGACUAUAGUGGGAACUUGCAGGAUCUCAUUUAUGGCCAGAAAGUGACCUUGGCAGAAGCUAACAAAGGAGAAGCCUUAGCUACUAAAACAGAACUACCUUCAGGAAUGAUGCACAGAGUUGUAGACCCUGAGAACUGCAGAAUCAUUCCCUACUCAGAGUUAGUAAAGAAAUGUAGGAUUGACAUUGAAUCUGGAUGGAGAUAUCUUGCAGUAAUCCCAUUCUCUGAUAUUAAAGAUGAGGUGAGCAGCAAAGUGCUUACACUGUCUGAAGCAAUUCAGCGUGGAAAAGUGGACUCUGCAUCUACACUGAAGGUUUUGGAAGCUCAGGCAAACACUGGUGGAAUCAUAGAUACAGCCACAGGAAAAAGAUUGACGUUGGCAUCAGCUUUGGAACAGAAACUAUUGGAUGAAAACAUGGCCAGAAUUAUUGGUUUUCAUCAGGUGUUAAGUGGAGGAAUUAUUGAUAUAUAUAAUGAUGAAAGAGUGACUUUAAAAGAUGCUGUAGAAAAACGAUUUAUCAGCCCUGAACUGGCAACUAUGAUCCAGGCAGAUACCUUAGAAAUGCAAGGAGGGACUGAAGUAUGUGAAUUGAAGGGUGAAUUUCCAAGAAAGGAAUUACUAGUUGAGUGUGGUAAGACCUCCAGGGGGAGCUACGACAAAGAGGAACAGGAGAGAGUGCUCCAGGUUGGAAGUCAGUGUGCCCAAGAAGAGGUGAAAGUGAGAGUUUUAAAUGGAGCAAAGCCAGAAAGGGGCGGGAAGAGUUCAUCAAAGGAGGUGGAAGGCAAGUCUCAUGAUGAGGAGAAAGCUUCUUCAGACAGGAAAGUAUCUGCCGGCAUCAUAAGUCCUGGUGGUCUUGAAAGUGGACCUUCACACCAAGUUUUGGUGAUGCAUCCCUGCUCAGAAGCUUCUGAUUUGAAAUUCAGAGAGGUAGCUAGAAGUCGCAUGAGAAAAUGUAGAGAUGUAGAGCAAGAGAAAGUUGUGACACAAAUAAAAGUGGUUUCUCAUGUAAAGCAAUCUACCUCAGGCCUGGAUGCUGCAGAAGCAAGAGAAUGGCAAGGGAAAAUGAUUUCAGAAGGACAAGACUCACACUAUGAAACAGCAGGCAGAUUGUUAAGUGAGCAAUCAGUGAACGUGAAUGUUAGUAAAAGAGAGAAGAGAGACAUGGUUAGGGAAGGAAAUGUCCAAACAGGCAAAGCUGAAGUUCUUUUGGGAGAAAAGUUGGACCAGGAAGUUAUUAUUGCUGAUGAACAUGACUCCUGUAUAAAGAGCCGAUCUAUGAGAAUGAUUGGAAGUGACAAGGGAGAAGAAGCUGGUAGAGAAAUGGACUUUUCUAUUAUUUGUAAAAUUGAAGGCUUCCCUUCCCAAAUGACAUCCAAAGAUGCUCCCCUAAGAAAUCAAGAUGUUUUACCAUUCUUCAGCGAAGGGGAAGUGAAAACUGUGAACCUCAGCUCAAUUUCAAAACCAGGAGAAAAAUUACCUCAAGAAAUUGCUAGUGCUGCCCAGAGGGAACCAUUCUCUUCUGAGACCCCAAGACCUGAAAAACUUAACUACCCAGGAUCAGAUGGAGAAGCCCAAGGGUCAGACAUACUCCACAUUUCCAAAAGAGAGAUGGCUGCCCAAAGAACCAGCAGACAGAAGACUACUGAUGGCCGAGAUCUGUGUGCUACAUCUAAGACUGAGGAAAACAGAGAGAAGAUUUUCCCAUGCCAAGAUUCUAAAGAAAAGUUAUACCAGGAAAUAUCUUUGGACUCAACAAGAGCUCAUAAAUUGGAAGAAACCACAGUUUCUACUCUAUAUGCAGAAGAAGUUAGUCAUGUAGACUCCUCAGAUAGAAAAGGUCUUCAUGAGGAUAGCAAAGGGGAUCCUGAGCUUUAUGGACAUCAAAAAUCUAAAACAGCAACAACCCAGGAAACAAAAUUUCUGGAAGUUGUAAAUCCCAUAAUUAAAAACCCAGAAGAAGGGUCCUCUGAAGAGACAAUGGAUCAGAAAGGACCCAGGGUCUCGGUACCCCUUUUUCCAGAGAAAUUAUCCAAAGGAAUAUUGCAGAAGGAGAGUAUAGAACAACAUGUUGCUGUCAUGAGUCCCACUGUUUCAGAAGUCAGUGAAAUGUCACUGUCCCUGCCAUCUUCUACAAUUAGGAUGGAUGAGAAGAUACCUCAGGAAAAGUACAAAGAGAUCCCUGGUGAGGAACAGGCUCCCUUCAUGGCUAUACCUGGAGGGAAGGGGAGAGAAGGUGUAAAUCCAGCACCCUGCAGAGCAACUCAGAAUGUGUUUACCCGGAGACUUUGUUUGGAACACGAUGAGAAGCUGGUGUCCUAUCUGUCUCUUUUACGGGACAUUGAAAUGAGAACCAAACAGAUUCAGCCUUUGGAGCUUAAUGUGGCAGAGCUACAGGAUCUGCUGUGUCAGGCCAAGGUACUAGACAGGGAACUGAAAGAUCUGUCCACUGUGGUGAGUCAGGAAUUGGAAUGUGUGGAUCGGAUUGUUAUCAGCCAGCCACAAGAAGUUCCUGCUCAGCUGUUGAAGGCGUUAGAGAAAGAUGCCAGAAACCUUCAGAAGUCUCUAGGCUCUGUGAGUGACUCUUGGAGUUCCAGACUCCUCCACCUCCAGAAUGCCAUGGAAGUGAAACAGACUACAGUGUUAAAUCAGUACAAAGAACUAGAAGGCAAACUUGAAGAUCUGAGAGCCUGGGUUGGCAGAACCAGUCUUUCUCUAAGCAGCAAGGGAUGGGACAGGGAAAGUGGUGCUGACAACCUGAGUCGCUCUCUCCAGCAGUAUGAGGAGAUGAAACAAUCUAUGACUGAAAGGAAAUCUCAACUGGAUGCUCUUGCUUUGGAUAUCCAGUUCUUUAUCUCUGAGCAUGAACAAGAUUUGUCUCUUCAGCAGAAUCAACAGAUGCAGCAGUGUUUGAAUGAAUUGCAGAGGUCCUUCCAGGACCUUGUGGAACAGACUGCUGCUCAGAAGGAAACAUUGCAGGACCAUCUUCAGCAAGUCCAGCAAGAAGUUCAGCUUAAGACUCUGCAGAAGCAACAAAGUACCUGCCAUCAGAAGCUGGAGGACCUUUGCAGCUGGGCUGGACAGGCAGAAAGAGAGCUGGGGAGGCACCAAGGCGGGGCCUCACAGCAGGAGCUUUGUGCUUUGCAGAAGAACCAAAGGGACUUGAAGGAUUUGCAGAGUGACAUUCAGAACCGUUCUGCCUCAUUUGCCUCGGCUGUCAAAGACAUUGAAGGGUUCCUGGAGGAGAACCAGACCAAGCUGAGCCCCCAGGAGUUGACAGCUCUUCAAGAAAAACUUCAUCAGGCUAAGGAGCAAUAUGAGGGUCUCCAGGAACGGACACGCGUGGCCCAGAAGGAGCUGGAGGAAGCAGUGACGUCAGCCUUACAGCAGGAGACAGAGAAGAGUAAAGCAGCGACCGAGCUGGCGGAGAACAGGAGGAAGAUUGAUGCUCUCUUGGACUGGUUGACUUCUGUGGGGUCAUCUGAAAGACAGCCACAGGCCAACCUUCUAGGAAUGGAGCAGCUUUCCAGAGCUAGCCUGGAAAAAGGAGCCUUGGAUGCCACUGAUGGUUAUGUGGAGGUGAACCAAGUGCCAGAGAAACUGGACAGACAAUAUGAGUUACUGAAGGCACGUCACCAAGAAUUGCUGUCUCAGCAGCAGAAUUUCAUUGUGGCCACCCAGUCAGCUCAGGCCUUCCUGGACCAACAUGGUCACAAUCUUACACCUGGGGAAGGACAGAGGCUGCAAGAGAAGCUAGGCGAGCUGAAGGAGCAGUAUGCUGCUUCCCUGGCCCAGUCUGAGGCAGAGCUGAAGCAGACGCAGACACUGCGAGAUGAACUGCAGAAGUUCCUGCAAGAGCACAGGGAGUUUGACAGCUGGCUGGAACAAUCCGAGAAUGAACUGGACAGUAUGCACAAGGGCGGCAGCAGCCCCGAAGCCCUGUGCUCCUUGCUAAAGCGGCAAGGAAGCUUCUCAGAGGAUGUCAUUUCCCACAAAGGAGACCUGAGAUUUGUGACUAUCUCAGGACAAAAAGUCUUAGACACAGAAAACAAUUUUGAGGAAGGCCAAGAACCAUCAGCUACCAGAAACUUAGUGAAUGAAAAACUGAAGGACGCAACAGAUAGAUACACCACUCUCCACUCUAAGUGUACACGAUUGGGCUCUCACCUGAACAUGCUGCUAGGCCAGUAUCGGCAAUUCCAGAGCAGCACUGACAGCCUGCAGGCCUGGAUGUUGACUUGUGAGGCCAGUGUGCAGAAGCUCCUCUCAGACACUGUUGCCUCUGACCCUGCAAUCUUGCAACAGCAGCUUGCAACAACAAAGCAGUUACAGGAAGAAUUGGCUGAGCACCAAGUACCUGUGGAGAAGCUCCAAAAAGCAGCUCAUGACCUAAUGGAAAUUGAAGGAGAGCCACCCCUGGACCAUAAGCCUAUUCAAGAAGCUACAGAUUCCAUAUUUAGCCGCUUCCAGAGCCUCUCAUGUAGCUUGGCUGAGCGCUCUGCUCUGCUGCAGAAGGCCAUUGCUCAGUCCCAGAGUGUUCAGGAAAGCCUAGAGAGCCUGCUGCAGUCCAUGAGGAAAGUUGAACAAAACCUGGAAGGGGAGCAGGUAGCAUCACUCUCAUCAGGGGUCAUCCAAGAAGUCUUGGCCAACAACAUGAAACUGAAACAAGACAUUGCUCGGCAAAAAAGCAGCUUGGAAGCCACCCAUGAGAUGGUCACUCGGUUCCUGGAGACGGCUGACAGUACCACAGCCUCGGUGCUGCAGGGCAAACUGGCAGAGGUGAGCCGGCGCUUCGAACAGCUCCAGCGCCAGCAGCAAGAAAAGGAGAGCAACCUAAAGAAGCUCCUGCCCCAGGCAGAGAUGUUCGAGCUUCUCUCCAGCAAGCUUCAGCAGUUCCUGGACACCAAAAGUCGAAUGCUGGCCUCUGGGAAUCAGCCAGAUCAAGAUAUUGCACAUUUCUCCCAGCAGAUCCAGGAGCUCACUUUGGAAAUGGAAGACCAAAAGGAGAGCCUGCAUACUCUUGAGCACCUAGUUACCGCACUGAGUUCUUCUGGCUUUGCACUGGACCUGUCUCAUCACCAGGACAAGAUACAGAGCCUCAAGAAGGAUUUUACAGAACUACAGAAGACAGCUCAAGAAAGAGAGAAAGAUGCAUCAACUUGCCAGGAGCAGUUGGACGAAUUCCGGAAGCUGAUUAGAACCUUCCAGAAAUGGCUGAAAGAAACUGAAGGAAACGUUCCACCUGCAGAGACUUUUGUGAGUGCUAAGGAGUUGGAAAAGCAGAUUGAACACUUGAAGGGUCUUCUAGAUGACUGGGCAAGUAAGGGGAUUCUGGUGGAAGAAAUCAAUUGCAAGGGUAUGUCCUUAGAAAAUCUCAUUAUGGAGAUCACAGCACCUGAUACCCAAGCUAAGACAGGUUCCAUACUACCCUCUGUAGGAAGCUCUGUAGGCAGUGUAAACGGAUACCACACCUGCAAAGAUCUUACGGAGAUCCAGUGUGACUUGUCUGAUGUGAAUUCAAAGUAUGAGAAACUGGGAGAAGUGCUUCGAGAACGCCAGGAAAGCCUUCAGGCUGUCCUCAGCAGAAUGGAGGAGGUUCAGAAAGAAGCAAACUCUGUAUUACAGUGGUUAGAAUCCAAAGAGGAAGUUCUGAAAGCCAUGGAUGUCUCCUUGUCUCCAACCAAGACAGAAACAGUAAAAGCCCAAGCAGAAUCUAACAAGGCUUUCCUGGCUGAAUUGGAACAGAAUUCCCCUAAAAUCCAAAAAGUAAAGGAAGCUCUGGCUGGAUUACUGGGGACAUAUCCCAACUCACAAGAAGCAGAAAACUGGAAAAAAAUGCAAGAGGAGCUCAAUUCCCGAUGGGAAAAGGCCACGGAGGUUACUGUGGCUCGCCAAAAGCAGCUAGAGGAAUCUGCAAGCCAUCUGGCCUGCUUCCAGGCUGCAGAAUCCCAGCUCCGCCCUUGGCUGAUGGAGAAGGAACUGAUGAUGGGAGUUCUGGGACCCUUGUCUAUUGACCCCAACAUGUUGAAUGCACAGAAACAGCAGGUCCAGUUUAUGCUGAAGGAAUUUGAAGCGCGAAGGCAACAGCAUGAGCAGCUGAAUGAGGCAGCUCAGGGCAUCCUAAUAGGUCCUGGAGAUGUCUCUCCAUCGACCAGCCAAGUGCAGAAGGAACUCCAAAGCAUCAAUCAGAAGUGGGUUGAGCUCACUGACAAGCUUAACUCCCGUUCCAGCCAAAUUGAUCAAGCUAUCAUUAAAAGCACCCAGUACCAAGAGCUGCUCCAGGACUUAUCAGAAAAGGUGAAAGCAGUUGGACAACGACUAAGUGGCCAGUCAGCCAUCAGCACCCAGCCUGAUGCUGUAAAGCAGCAACUAGAGGAGACCAGUGAGAUUCGAUCUGACUUGGGACAAUUAGACAACGAGAUUAAGGAGGCUCAGGCACUGUGUGAUGAACUCUCACUGCUCAUUGGUGAGCAGUACCUCAAGGAUGAACUGAAGAAGCGUUUGGAGACAGUUGCCCUGCCACUCCAAGGCUUAGAAGACCUUGCAGCUGAUCGCAUGAACAGACUCCAGGCAGCUCUCGCCAGCACCCAGCAAUUCCAGCAAAUGUUUGAUGAGCUGAGAACCUGGUUGGAUGAAAAACAAAGCCAGCAAGCAAAAAUCUGCCCAAUUUCUGCAAAAUUGGAGCGGCUUCAGUCUCAGCUACAAGAGAAUGAAGAGUUUCAGAAGCACCUCAAUCAACACAGUGGUUCCUAUGAGGUAAUUGUGGCUGAAGGGGAGUCUCUGCUGCUCUCUGUGCCUCCUGGGGAAGAGAAAAAGACUUUACAAAACCAGUUGGUUGAACUCAAAAGCCACUGGGAAGAUCUCAAUAAAAAAACUGCAGACCGACAGUCUAGGCUCAAGGACUGUAUGCAGAAAGCUCAGAAAUAUCAGUGGCAUGUGGAAGACCUUGUGCCCUGGAUAGAAGAUUGCAAGACCAAGAUGUCUGAGUUGCGGGUUACUUUGGAUCCAGUGCAGCUGGAGUCCAGCCUCUUGAGGUCAAAGGCUAUGCUGAGUGAGGCAGAGAAGCGCCGCUCCCUGCUGGAAAUACUGAAUGGUGCUGCUGACAUUCUGAUCAAUUCUUCAGAAAUAGAUGAAGAUGAGAUCCGGGAUGAGAAGGCUGGACUCAACCAGAGCAUGGAUGCCAUUACAGAGGAGCUACAGGCCAAAACGGGCUCUCUAGAAGAGAUGACUCAGAGGCUCAAGGAGUUCCAGGAAAGCUUUAAGAAUAUUGAAAAGAAGGUUGAAGGAGCCAAGCACCAGCUUGAAAUCUUCGAUGCUCUGGGCUCUCAAGCCUGUAGCAGCAAGAAUCUGGAGAGGCUACGAGCUCAGCAAGAAGUGCUGCAGGCCCUGGAGCCUCAGGUUGACUACCUGAGGAACUUCACUCAGGGACUUGUAGAAGAUGCUCCAGAUGGAGCUGAUGCCUCCCCGCUUGUGCAUCAAGCUGAGGUUGCCCAGCAGGAGUUCUUAGAAGUGAAGCAGCGUGUGAACAGUGGUUGCCUGACCAUGGAAAACAAGCUAGAGGGGAUUGGGCAGUUUCACUGUCGAGUUCGAGAAAUGUUCUCUCAGUUGGCUGACCUGGAUGAUGAGCUAGAUGGCAUGGGAGCCAUUGGUAGAGACACAGAUAGCCUCCAGUCACAAAUUGAGGAUGUUCGGCUAUUCCUUCACAAAAUCCAAGCCCUCAGGUCUGACAUAGAGGUCUCUGAGGCAGAGUGUCGGAAGAUGGUGGAGGAAGAGGGGACUUUGGACUUACUAGGACUCAAGAGGGAGCUAGAAGCCCUUAACAAACAGUGUGGAAAACUGACAGAGAGAGGGAAAGCUCGCCAGGAACAGCUAGCGCUCACACUGGGCCGCGUAGAGGAUUUCUACAGGAGACUGAAGGCCCUCAGUGAUGCCACCUCAGCUGCAGAAGAUGGAGAGGCCCUUCAGUGGGUUGUGGGGACUGAAGUGGAGGUCAUCAACCAGCAGCUAGCGGAUUUUAAAAUGUUUCAGAAAGAACAAGUGGAUCCUCUUCAGGUGAAAUUGCAGCAGGUGAAUGGACUUGGCCAGGGAUUAAUUCAGAGUGCAGGAAAAAACUGUGACGUGCAGGGUCUAGAACAUGACAUGGAGGAGAUCAAUACUCGAUGGAAUACACUGAAUAAAAAGGUUGCACAAAGACUUGCACAACUGCAGGAGGCUUUGUUACAUUGUGGGAAAUUUCAAGAUGCCUUAGAGCCAUUGCUCAGCUGGUUGGCAGACACUGAGGAGCUCAUAGCCAAUCAGAAGCCUCCAUCUGCUGAGUAUAAAGUGGUGAAAGCACAGAUCCAAGAACAGAAGUUGCUCCAGCGACUCCUGGAUGAUCGAAAGGCCACAGUGGAUAUGCUUCAAGCAGAAGGAGGCAGAAUAGCACAGUCCGCUGAGCUGGCUGAUAGAGAGAAAAUCACCGGGCAGCUGGAGAGUCUGGAAAGCAGAUGGACUGAACUCCUCAACAAGGCAGCAGCCAGGCAGAAACAGCUGGAAGAUAUCUUGGUUCUGGCCAAACAAUUCCAUGAGACAGCUGAGCCUAUUUCUGACUUCUUAUCUGUCACAGAGAAAAAGCUUGCUAACUCGGAACCUGUUGGCACUCAGACUGCCAAAAUACAUCAGCAGAUAAUUCGUCACAAGGCUCUAGAGGAAGAAAUAGAAAACCAUGCAACAGAUGUGCACCAGGCAGUUAAAAUUGGGCAGUCCCUCUCCUCCCUGACAUGUCCUGCAGAACAGGGUAUCAUGUCAGAAAAGCUAGACUCCUUGCAGGCCCGAUACAGUGAGAUUCAAGACCGGUGCUGUCGGAAGGCAACCCUGCUUGAGCAGGCACUGUUCAACGCUAGGCUGUUUGGGGAGGAUGAGGUGGAGGUGCUCAAUUGGCUGGCUGAGGUUGAGGACAAGCUCAGUGCAGUGUUCGUAAAGGAUUACAGACAGGAUGUCCUGCAGAAACAGCAUGCCGACCACCUGGCUUUAAAUGAAGAAAUUAUUAAUAGAAAGAGGAAUGUAGAUCAAGCUAUUAAAAAUGGUCAGGCUCUUCUAAAGCAAACUACAGGUGAGGAGGUGUUACUUAUCCAGGAGAAGCUGGACGGAAUAAAGACCCGUUACGCAGACAUCACAGUCACUAGCUCCAAGGCCCUCAGAACUUUAGAACAAGCCCGGCAGCUGGCCACUAAGUUCCAUUCUACAUAUGAGGAACUAACUGGGUGGCUGAGGGAGGUGGAGGAGGAGCUGGCAGCCAGUGGAGGACAGUCUCCCACAGGGGAGCAAAUACCCCAGUUUCAGCAAAGACAGAAGGAAUUGAAGAAGGAGGUCAUGGAGCACAGGCUGGUGUUGGACACAGUGAAUGAAGUGAGCCAUGCUCUUCUAGAACUGGUGCCCUGGAGAGCCAGAGAAGGGCUGGACAAACUUGUGUCUGAUGCCAACGAGCAGUACAAACUGGUCAGUGACACUAUUGGACAAAGGGUGGAUGAAAUUGAUGCUGCUAUUCAGAGAUCACAACAGUACGAGCAAGCUGCUGACGCAGAACUAGCAUGGGUUGCUGAAACAAAGCGAAAGCUGAUGGCACUUGGUCCAAUUCGUCUAGAACAAGACCAGACCACUGCUCAGCUGCAGGUCCAAAAGGCUUUCUCCAUUGACAUCAUCCGACACAAAGAUUCAAUGGAUGAACUGUUCAGUCACCGUGGUGAAAUCUUUAGCACAUGUGGAGAGGAGCAGAAAGCUGUAUUGCAGGAGAAAACUGAGUGUCUAAUACAGCAGUAUGAAGCUGUUAGCCUGCUCAACUCAGAGCGCUAUGCCCGCCUAGAGCGGGCACAGGUCCUGGUGAACCAGUUUUGGGAAACAUACGAAGAGCUUAGCCCCUGGGCAGAAGAAACUCUGGCAUUAAUAGCACAGCUGCCCCCUCCAGCUGUUGAUCAUGAGCAACUCAGACAGCAGCAGGAAGAGAUGAGGCAACUAAGGGAAUCCAUCGCUGAACACAAGCCUCAUAUUGAUAAGAUACUAAAGAUAGGCCCACAACUAAAGGAGCUAAACCCUGAGGAAGGGAAAAUGGUGGAAGAAAAAUACCAGAAAGCAGAAAAGAUGUAUGCCCAAAUAAAAGAUGAGGUGCGCCAACGGGCCCUGGCUCUGGAUGAGGCUGUAUCCCAAUCCGCUCAGAUUACAGAGUUUCAUGAUAAAAUUGAACCCAUGUUGGAGACUCUGGAGAAUCUUUCCUCUCGACUGCGGAUGCCGCCCCUGAUCCCUGCUGAAGUAGACAAGAUUAGAGAGUGCAUCAGUGACAAUAAAAGUGCUGCCAUGGAGCUGGAGAAACUGCAGCCAUCCUUGGAGGCCCUGAAGCGUCGAGGAGAAGAGCUCAUUGGGAGAUCUCAGGGGGCAGACAAGGAUCUGGCUGCAAAAGAAAUCCAGGACAAGCUGGAUCAGAUGGUAUUCUUCUGGGAGGACAUCAAAGCACGGUCUGAAGAACGAGAAAUUAAAUUCCUUGAUGUCCUUGAAUUAGCCGAGAAGUUCUGGUAUGAUAUGGCAGCUCUCCUGACCACCAUCAAAGACACCCAGGAUAUUGUCCAUGACUUGGAAAGCCCUGGCAUUGACCCAUCCAUCAUCAAGCAACAGGUUGAAGCUGCUGAGACAAUUAAGGAGGAGACAGAUGGUCUGCAUGAGGAGUUGGAGUUCAUUAGAAUACUUGGAACAGAUUUGAUUUUUGCCUGUGGAGAAACUGAGAAGCCUGAAGUGAAGAAGAGCAUUGAUGAGAUGAAUAAUGCUUGGGAGAACUUAAACAAAACUUGGAAAGAAAGGCUAGAAAAGCUUGAGGAUGCCAUGCAAGCGGCUGUGCAGUAUCAGGACACUCUCCAGGCUAUGUUUGACUGGCUGGAUAACACUGUGAUCAAACUCUGCACCAUGCCCCCAGUGGGCACUGACCUCAACACUGUCAAAGAUCAGCUAAAUGAAAUGAAGGAGUUCAAAGUAGAGGUUUACCAACAGCAAAUUGAGAUGGAAAAACUCAAUCACCAGGGCGAAUUGAUGUUAAAGAAAGCUACCGAUGAAACAGACAGAGACAUUAUACGAGAACCACUGACAGAACUCAAACACCUCUGGGAGAAUCUGGGUGAGAAAAUUGCCCAUCGACAGCAUAAGCUAGAAGGUGCUCUCUUGGCCCUUGGCCAGUUCCAACAUGCCUUAGAGGAACUAAUGAGUUGGCUAACUCACACUGAAGAGUUGCUUGAUGCUCAGAGGCCAAUAAGUGGAGACCCAAAAGUCAUUGAAGUUGAGCUUGCAAAACACCAUGUUCUAAAAAAUGAUGUUUUGGCUCACCAAGCCACUGUGGAAACGGUCAACAAAGCUGGCAAUGAACUUCUUGAAUCUAGUGCUGGAGAUGAUGCCAGCAGCCUAAGGAGCCGCCUGGAAACCAUGAACCAGUGCUGGGAAUCUGUGCUGCAAAAGACAGAGGAGAGGGAGCAGCAGCUGCAGUCAACUUUGCAGCAGGCCCAGGGUUUCCACAGUGAAAUUGAAGAUUUCCUCUUGGAACUCAAUAGAAUGGAGAGCCAGCUUUCUGCAUCUAAGCCUACAGGAGGACUCCCUGAGACUGCUAGAGAACAGCUUGACACACAUAUGGAACUGCAUUCCCAGCUGAAAGCCAAGGAAGAGACUUACAAUCAGCUGCUUGACAAGGGCAGGCUUAUGCUCCUCAGCCGUGGUGAUUCUGGGUCUGGUUCAAAAACUGAACAGAGUGUAGCUCUCUUGGAACAGAAGUGGCAUGUGGUCAGCAGUAAGAUGGAGGAAAGAAAGUCAAAGCUUGAAGAGGCUCUCAGCCUGGCAACAGAAUUCCAGAAUUCCCUGCAAGAAUUUAUCAACUGGCUUACUCUGGCAGAGCAGAGUUUAAACAUCGCCUCGCCUCCCAGCCUGAUUUUGAACACUGUUCUGUCCCAGAUAGAAGAGCACAAGGUUUUUGCUAAUGAAGUAAACGCUCAUCGAGACCAGAUCAUCGAGCUGGAUCAAACAGGGAACCAGUUGAAGUUCCUUAGUCAGAAACAGGAUGUUGUAUUGAUCAAGAACCUGUUAGUUAGUGUCCAGUCUCGGUGGGAGAAGGUUGUCCAAAGAUCCAUUGAAAGGGGGAGGUCACUGGAUGAUGCCAGGAAGCGGGCAAAGCAGUUCUAUGAAGCUUGGAAAAAAUUAAUUGACUGGCUAGAAGAUGCAGAGAGUCACCUGGACUCAGAACUGGAGAUUUCUAAUGACCCAGACAAAAUCAAACUUCAGCUUUCUAAACAUAAGGAAUUUCAGAAAACUCUUGGUGGCAAACAGCCUGUGUAUGAUACCACAAUCAGAACUGGUAGAGCAUUAAAAGAAAAGACUUUGCUUGCUGAUGAUACUCAGAAACUUGACAACUUGCUAGGAGAAGUCAGAGACAAAUGGGAUACUGUCUGUGGCAAGUCUGUGGAACGACAACACAAGUUGGAAGAAGCCUUACUGUUUUCAGGCCAGUUCAUGGAUGCUUUGCAGGCGUUAGUUGACUGGUUGUACAAGGUGGAGCCACAGUUGGCUGAGGACCAGCCUGUACACGGGGACCUUGACCUUGUCAUGAACCUCAUGGAUGCCCAUAAGGUAUUCCAAAAAGAACUAGGGAAGCGGACCGGCACUGUUCAAGUCCUGAAGCGGUCAGGCAGAGAGCUGAUUGAGAACAGUAGGGAUGACACAACUUGGGUAAAGGGACAGCUCCAGGAACUGAGCACUCGCUGGGAUACUGUGUGCAAACUCUCUGUUUCCAAGCAAAGCCGGCUUGAGCAGGCCUUAAAACAGGCAGAAGAGUUUCGGGACACAGUCCAUAUGCUGUUGGAAUGGCUUUCUGAAGCAGAACAAACACUUCGCUUUCGAGGGGCCCUUCCUGAUGACACAGAGUCCCUACAGUCUCUCAUUGACACUCACAAGGAAUUCAUGAAGAAAGUAGAAGAAAAACGGGUUGAUGUGAACACAGCGGUGGCGAUGGGGGAAGUCAUCCUGGCCGUCUGCCACCCCGAUUGCAUCACAACCAUCAAACACUGGAUCACCAUCAUCCGAGCUCGCUUUGAGGAGGUCCUGACAUGGGCAAAGCAGCACCAGCAGCGCCUGGAAGCUGCUCUGUCAGAGCUGGUGGCUAAUGCUGAACUCCUGGAAGAACUUCUGGCCUGGAUCCAAUGGGCUGAGACCACCCUAAUCCAGCGGGAUCAGGAGCCUGUCCCUCAGAAUAUAGACCGAGUUAAAGCUCUUAUCACUGAGCAUCAGUCAUUUAUGGAAGAGAUGACGCGCAAACAGCCUGAUGUGGACCGGGUCACCAAGACAUACAAGAGGAAGAAUGUCGAACCCACCCAUGCUCCUUUCAUUGAGAAGUCCCGCAGUGGUAGCAGAAAGUCCUUGAGUCAACCCACUCCUCCUCCCAUGCCAAUCCUCUCACAAUCUGAAGCAAAAAACCCACGAAUCAACCAGCUCUCUGCCCGCUGGCAGCAAGUAUGGCUGUUGGCACUGGAGCGCCAGCGGAAGCUGAAUGAUGCCUUGGACAGACUAGAGGAGUUAAAGGAAUUUGCCAACUUUGACUUUGAUGUCUGGAGGAAAAAGUAUAUGCGGUGGAUGAAUCACAAAAAAUCUCGAGUCAUGGAUUUCUUCCGGCGUAUUGACAAGGACCAGGAUGGGAAGAUAACACGUCAGGAGUUUAUCGAUGGCAUUUUAGCAUCCAAGUUCCCUACCACCAAGUUAGAGAUGACAGCUGUAGCUGACAUUUUUGACAGAGAUGGGGAUGGCUACAUUGACUACUAUGAAUUUGUGGCUGCCUUACAUCCCAACAAGGAUGCCUAUCGACCAACAACUGAUGCAGAUAAAAUUGAAGAUGAGGUCACAAGACAAGUGGCACAGUGCAAGUGUGCAAAAAGAUUUCAGGUGGAACAGAUUGGAGAGAAUAAAUACCGGUUCUUCCUCGGCAAUCAGUUUGGGGACUCUCAGCAGUUGCGGCUGGUCCGUAUUCUGCGCAGCACUGUGAUGGUCCGUGUUGGCGGAGGAUGGAUGGCCUUGGAUGAGUUUUUAGUGAAAAACGAUCCCUGCCGAGUUCAUCAUCCUGGGAGUAAAAUAAAGCGUUCUGAUUCCAGCUCUUCGGUUUCCAGCCAGUCUCCCCUAGCACGAGGCAGAACUAACAUAGAACUUCGAGAAAAAUUCAUCCUGCCAGAAGGGGCAUCCCAGGGGAUGACUCCAUUCCGAUCACGGGGUCGAAGAUCCAAACCAUCUUCCCGAGCUGCUUCUCCCACCCGCUCCAGCUCAAGUGCUAGUCAGAGUAAUCACAGCUGUACGUCCAUGCCUUCUUCUCCAGCCACCCCAGCCAGCGGGACCAAGGUUAUUCCAGCAACAGGCAGCAAGCUAAAACGACCAACACCAACUUUCCAUUCUAGCCGAACAUCCCUUGCUGGCGACACCAGCAAUAGUUCUUCUCCAGCUUCCACGGGUGCCAAAGCUAACCGGGCAGACCCUAAGAAGUCUGCCAGCCGUCCUGGGAGCCGGGCCGGGAGCCGGGCCGGGAGCCGAGCCAGCAGUCGGAGAGGAAGUGAUGCCUCUGACUUUGACCUUCUAGAGACUCAGUCGGCUUGUUCAGACACUUCUGAAAGCAGUGCUGCAGGGGGCCAGGGCAGCUCCAGAAGAGGGCUCACCAAACCUUCCAAAAUCCCAACCAUGUCGAAGAAGACCACCACUGCCUCUCCCAGGACUCCGGGUCCCAAGCGAUAACACUGUACAAGCACCUCACACCACUAUCCACUUUGAAUCCUGCUCCAUACAUUGGGUGUAUAUUUAUUCUGAACGGGAGAAGUUAUAUUGUUAAAAUUGUAAAAGAAUAAUUGUGUUAUGAAGCUGCCUUAUUUUUUUUUUUCCUUUUUGUAAGUUACUAUUUUCAUGUGAAUAUUUAUGUAGAUAAAAUUUGCCUCCUGGUAACCCUGUAAUGGAUGGGGCCCAGAGAUGAAAUAUUUGAGGAAAACAAAAGGUCAAGAUGCAAAUGUGUAUUAAAAAGAAAAGCCUCUAAAUAGGGUUUCAUGUGGCGCAGGGUUGUAAACCUGCUUUAUCUUUUAGGAUUAUUCCUAAAUGCAUCUUCUUUAUAAACUUGACUUGCUAUAUCAGCAAGAUAAAUUAUAUUAAAAAAUAAGAAUUCCGCAAUGUUUAA